GCCCACCCUAGCGGUCCCUCGCGAGCCCUGCCAAUCCGCGGCCGGGUGUAAAGUAGGGCAAGCCGCUUCCUGGUUCUCAGAAAGGAGGAGCUGGAAGUUGGAGUGGGCCAGCGAAGUCAAACAGGGGGGGUAAACAGUCUGUGAGCCGGCGGUCUGCAGGGAGGCGGUAGAGAGAGUGGGAUCAAAACGACCGACACAGCAGGGAAAGGGGUGUUUGGCUUGGGUAAAUCUCCUCGUGUCCGCUCGGGUUGUCGAGGUCUCUGAAAGGGGACCCGCGCGCGCGUCGACCCCCGGCCGCGAGCCGUUUGAGGGGGAGACUCAGGGUGUGACGGAAUAAUUCAGGAAGUAUUGGAGCCGGGCAGGUGGGAGGCGACGAGGAAAUACAGGUGACACACCGGCAUCCAGGUGUGUUAUCUCCCGACCUACCCUUGGUGACAAAGUGAAACGGGGGGAGGAAGAAGCUGGAAGCGGGAGGACAUCCUUUUUCACACCAACCUUUCCCUGUGUUUAUGGACUGCAGGUCGCCAUGUCUCCAGGAGAGGACGGUCUGAUCGGGAUCCCCUUCCCAGAGCACAGCAACGAGCUGCUCUCCCGCCUCAACGACCAGAGGAGGGCGGGGCUGCUAUGUGACCUCACGCUGACCUCCCGCGGGGAGCGCUACCCCACCCACCGCUCCGUCAUGGCGGCCGUCAGUCUCUACUUCCGCCGGCUGUUUGGCGCCGAGGAGGGGGGAGGGCAGGGCGGGGACGCGGGGGGUGGCGGAGGGGGAGGCUUCAGCGUGUGCCAGUUGGACUGCGUGGCGCCCGACGCCCUGGACGCCCUGCUGGAGUUCGCCUACACGGCCACGCUGACCAUCCGCAGCUCGGGCAUGAGGGACGUGCUGCGGGCCGCCCAGCUGCUGGGCAUCAAGUGUGUGGCCGACGCGUGCAGAGACAUCCUGGGGGAGAAGGAGGAGGUGGUGGAGGAGGAGGGGGAGGAGGACGAGGACAGGGCCGACGAGGUGGAGAGGUACUUCAAAGCGGAGAAGGAGAGGAAGCUGCUGUGGGAGCGAGAGAUGGAGAAGGUCUCCAGGAGGAAAACGGACAGAAAGAAGGUGAAGAAGAUCCGGCUGCAGAAUUACACCCUCAAACCCCAUCCUCCCACACCCCCGGUCUCGUACUCCUCCCCGCUGCACGACGGCAUCCACUCGCUGCCCUCCAGUCGGCCUCACAGCCCGGAGCAGGAGGCCCCCGCCCCAAGGGCCAGGCAGAACGGGGACUACGCAGGCGUCCCAGAGCCCGAGAGGGCCACCACGCUCAACGGCGGGCUGCACCGACCACAGGACCACCACCAACACCAGCGCGCUGUAGCCUACCCCCCCACCGCGCCACCUUCCAACGACAAGCUGUCGGAGAGCGAGGACCUCGGGGAGGACUCCGGCAUGCGGGAAAUGAUGACCCCUUCCCUGCCUGCGUCCAUGGAGGGAGGGGGGCUGCUGCCCGGGGCCGGAGGCGGGGGCAGGAAGAGGAAGUCCCAGACCCCGCAGCAGUGCCCCGUCUGUCAGAAGAUCAUCCACGGUGCUGGGAAGCUGCCCCGGCACAUGAGGACACACACCGGGGAGAAGCCCUUCCAGUGCUCGGCCUGCGGAGUCCGCUUCACCCGGAAUGAUAAAUUGAAGAUCCACAUGCGGAAGCACACAGGGGAGCGUCCUUACCCCUGCACCCACUGCCCCGCCCGCUUCCUGCACUCCUAUGACCUCAAGAACCACCUGUCCCUCCACAGCGGGGCCCGGCCCUUCGAGUGCCCGCUCUGCCACAAGGCCUUCGCCCGCGAGGACCACCUGCAGCGCCACCGCAAGGGCCACAGCUGUCUGGAGCAGCGGCCCCGCCGGCCCCGCCGCAUGCCCGGACACGCGGACCACCACCACCACCACCAUGACGACGACAACAACGGCGACGUCGGCGGAGCGGAGGGAGGGGAGCGGGAGCCGUCCAGCCCCCUGGAGCCCCCGUCCCUGCAGGGCCACGCCUCGGUCUUCCACCCCCGCGGGCCGCUGCUCCCGGGCGGGGAGGCAGAGCAGGAAAGGUAUCUGGCCCUCCAUGCACUGGCCCAGGGGCCUCACCGGCUGCAGGGCUUCCCGGAGGAGCUGCUCCUGCUGCGGGGCCAGGAGCUGAGGCGGGAGGCAGUGGGGGUCUACCCCAGAGGGGUCCACUCUCCUGCUGCUCAGCAUGGAUGGGGGGAUGAGGACGAGGAUGAAGAGGAAAUGGUGGAAGAGGAUGAGGACGGAGAGGAAUAGGGUAUUUUGUCUGUGUAGGCAGGGGUUAUCAACACAAUCUCACUCAGGUGACUGGACCUGCCUGUUAGAGCGCUUAUUUGGAAACAAACCCCAGAGCAGAUGUUUAAUCAAAAAGAAAAAAUGGAAAAAAAGUAAAACGGGUUUUCUGUGUUUUUUUUAAUGUCUGCCUUCUGGCUCUUGGUAUUUAUGUUGUUCUGUCUUUUCCAAAAAAUAUAUAUAUAAUUUCAGUUUUUCGUUUAUCGUUACAUUUUCUAUACUAUAGAUUUGAUCAGUUUAUUUCUGAGUGUGUGGCUAUCAAAGCAAUUUUCACUAUGCAAAAUCAACAACUAUAAUUGAUUUGAUAUAAAUUGUAACGUAUUGGUUCAGGUGGAAUUCCAUCUGCGUUUUUGUCCCCACUGACCUCUCGGGGCUAUGAAUGGAAAUGCGGUGAGUCUUGCUUGGUGCGUGAUUAGCAAUAAUAUUUUGUACGUUUCCAUGUCGAAUAUUGGAUUUUUCUUUCCUUUUUACCGGGUGCUGAUACCAAAGAUUUUUUUUGGACUGGAUUCCUAAAUCUUAAGUUGACAAAAGAGAGAGACAGGGCGAGAGAUGCGAGUAGUAUAGCCAACGCAGAGUUCAAAAGACCUUCUCUUAUUGUUCCGAACUCUUAUGAAAGCCAUUAAGAAAGAGCUGUUAUAUAUAGAUUUAUUUCUAUAGUUUCCUAAAGCUAAUGCGUUAUUUAGGGUGCCUGACCAAAAGAAAAAGACUUAGGUUUGUAUCACUGAAAAGUGAAUGAUUAGAAAUACAUGGCUUCUUUCCAUCAACUCUUGUAUGUUGAUAGCAAUCUUUCCUGGAUAAGAGGAUGCGUGUCAUCGAGUCUUCCAAUGCACUCCACCAUGUUUCCUAGUUUAAAAAAGAAAUAAUUUGGCGGCUCACUCCUUUACUGUAUUUAUUUAUUUAUUUAUAUUUAUUAUGACUCUUUAAGAUCAGCGGGAGGCCUGGUCGAGGGUUGUAGAUGGUGUUCCCAGCUUCCACGGUCCGCCGUACCGUCUGAUUCUAUUCUAUUUAGUCUUACAACAAAAAAAUUACUUUGUGCUUUUGGAAAUUAGGUUUUUAAAUUGUAUUUUCAUUUUUAUUUUAUUUUAUUAUUUGUCAUCCUCCAUAUACCAAAAUGUCCUUUUGGGGCUAUGUGUCUUCUGCUGGCUAUUCGUUCUCUCACGCAUUUUGUUUGCACAUUUAAUCCCUGAAGCGAUCCUGGAAUGGAGCACAUUCCAUCUUCCUUGGGGAUAGAGAAGGGACCUUAGGGCAAAGAGACAAGAGAAGUCCAGACAAAACGUAUUCUUGUUGAGCUAGAGCACGUAGAGCAACCGUCACAACCUUGCUGUGUCCGACAUCGUGAACUAUACUUUGAAUUCAACCAAUGGAGGGAGAGCCAUCGAUUCUCGACUGUUCUCGUCGUUGAGGGCCACUGCCCAGCCUAAUAAGCCAAUAAUGCUUAUGUUUUCUUUUCGUCCCCCCCUCCCCCCCCCCCCCCCCCACCAAGAUAACCAAGAGACCAGUGUCGAUUCUAUGAUUUUGCAUUAUUAUAAUCAACAUGUUUUUCUCAUUUCUCCUUUAGACCCAUGUAGCCAAACUCUGCUGUAGCAGUAGUGCUGUAAAAGGGCUUGUGUGCACUGCCCCCCCCCCCCCCUCUGUAGACAAAGGCUACGUCCUGAUUGAUUUGCACUAUGAGAUUUGAGAAGUUUUUUGGGAUAUUCCAUCAUUUGCAUUCCAUUAAACACAUGCACAAACGGUAUGUUUAAUAUUAUAAGAGACAAAGAAGAUAAAAUAUCAAUCCAGAAAUUACUGAAUAUCAACAGCUUAGUGGUACAGAGCAAUAUUUAAUAUUGAUUGUAUAUAGGGAUGAUGUUGCCUUGGAUUUUGUUUGUGUUGUUACUAUUCUCAGGUAAUCUUGAGCACUGCACUAAGUGAUCACACAAAACAAUAUGGGAAGAAAUUAUAUUUGCGCUCUAUUAACCUGCUUAAAUAGGUAGGACCGAUAGCCUCACACAUUUUGUACGAUGUAGCCUACCGUGGGUGGUUUAAAAAACGAAUGAUCUGAGGAAAUUGUGAUGGAGGGACGAUCCUCCUCGCCAUACUACUUGUGAUGGGGUCCUGUGGACGGAGACUGUCAUACAAGCGUUGGAAUCUGUGUGAAUGAACGAGGGUUAACCAGAUCCUCCAAUGUGAAAUGUGUUUUUCUAUGUGAGCUAUUUGUUUUCUUGGCUUCGGUGAAGGGAACGGGGUCUAGACUCCGCUAUCAGGGAUACCUUUUUUUUUGUUUUUCAGUUUUAGUUUUGAGCUUUUCAGAGAUGUUCAUUUUCCAUAAUGUUUCCGAUAGUGUAAAGAAACAAAUAAACAAAUCUAUAUCUUC
Messenger RNA from Gadus macrocephalus (Pacific cod), 4664 nucleotides. It is a transcript of the gene zbtb7b, whose product is annotated as zinc finger and BTB domain containing 7B. Gene Ontology annotation, biological process: regulation of transcription by RNA polymerase II; positive regulation of gene expression. Lineage: Eukaryota; Metazoa; Chordata; Actinopteri; Gadiformes; Gadidae. The transcript is spliced from 4 exons. Gene Ontology annotation, molecular function: DNA-binding transcription factor activity, RNA polymerase II-specific; RNA polymerase II cis-regulatory region sequence-specific DNA binding; protein binding. Bases 527 to 2275 code for a protein of 582 amino acids. The record is from RefSeq and is a predicted model, not a curated record.